Ctenocephalides felis (cat flea) is the source of this 942-nucleotide messenger RNA. Its product is annotated as lysyl oxidase homolog 2-like. Gene Ontology annotation, biological process: peptidyl-lysine oxidation. The coding region runs from base 1 to 942 and encodes 313 amino acids. The record is from RefSeq and is a predicted model, not a curated record. Gene Ontology annotation, molecular function: protein-lysine 6-oxidase activity; copper ion binding. The transcript is spliced from 5 exons. NCBI's taxonomy places the organism in Eukaryota, Metazoa, Arthropoda, Insecta, Siphonaptera, Pulicidae. Gene Ontology annotation, cellular component: membrane.
AUGAUUUUCAUAAUAUCACAAAUUGGAAAGCAUAAUAUACGAGUAGGAUCUGGUCCUUGGGGAACAGUUUGCGGCGACGGUUGGUCCCUGCUGGAAGGUGCCGUCAUUUGUAGGCAACUGGGAUUCGGAUACGCCAACGACGCGUUGCAAACAGAUUUUUUUGGAAAUGGAAACGGAUCGAUGUUGCUCAGCGGAAUAAAAUGCCAUGGGAACGAACCAGAUAUAACGCAUUGUCUGCAUGACACCAUUGGCAACGUCACCUGCCCAGGAUUAAAAGGGCACGUGGCCGGAGUAACAUGUACCGACCAACUACCGGAUUUAGUAAUAGAUCACAUCGAAUUAGAAAGAACGGCCCAUUUAGAAGAUAAACCCAUGUUUUAUCUCCAAUGUGCGAUGGAGGAGAAUUGUCUAGGUAGUCAAGCGUAUGUAAUUCAGAGGCAGAACGACGCUUGGCAUUUGGAAACCAGGAGGUUAUUGAGAUUCACUGCGCGCGUAUUAAAUGCCGGCACCGCAGAUUUCAGACCGUCGAUUCCUAAGCACCUAUGGGAAUGGCACAUGUGUCACAGGCAUUACCACAGUAUGGAAGUUUUCGCAACAUUCGACAUAAUCAAUUCCGAAGGCAGGCGAGUUGCAGAAGGACACAAAGCAUCAUUUUGCCUGGAAGACAAUUUAUGCAUACCAGGAGUGAAACCAAGAUACGCCUGCGCAAAUUACGGCGAUCAAGGAAUUUCUGUAAACUGUUCCGAUAUCUACCGCUACAAUAUAGACUGCCAAUGGGUUGAUAUUUCUGAACUAAAGCCAGGAAUUUACAGAAUGAAAGUAUCAGUGAAUCCAGAAUUUAAAGUAGCCGAAAUUACUUUCGAUAACAAUGCCGCCGUUUGUGAACUAAUAUACACCGAAACUUACGCAAGAUUAUUCAAUUGCAGAGUAGAAAGACCUUAG